This is a messenger RNA of Baudoinia panamericana UAMH 10762, 642 nucleotides long. RefSeq lists its product as uncharacterized. Lineage: Eukaryota; Fungi; Ascomycota; Dothideomycetes; Mycosphaerellales; Teratosphaeriaceae. Bases 137 to 568 code for a protein of 143 amino acids. The transcript is spliced from 2 exons. The record is from RefSeq and is a predicted model, not a curated record.
GUCGCCAGAUUGGAGAGGAAUGCCGAUCAGUCAUCUACGGCCUCAUGUUCAGAGUGUACCUAGGCAGAGAUAUUAACGACAGGAUUGUGAAUAGGAAACGUGGUUUUGCCGAAGAGAUCCUCGCCGAAUAUCUCGAAUGCAGCAUUCGCUUCGCUCACGAGAUCCUCACCGCGUCCAGGCAGCAAUCACCUCUGUGACAAUGGUCCUACCGGUAUUACUGCUCUUACCUCAACAGUCCGACCAACGGCAUCUUCAGCAGUUCCUGCAAGCGGUCUAUACAUGGGCUAGGGAAUAUGGCGCGGAUAUGAGGAACCUGUUCAUCGAGUUCAUUGUGUGGAUUCGCCAGGGCUCUCGGAUCAGGUUUCCGGGAGAUCUUCAAGAGCAGUCCCGCAAAGAAAAGCUUCCGACGUGGGCGGAGGAGGAUGAGGGUGGACUGCUUCGGAUUCAUCAGGAGGUCUGCAUAGCGGUGUCUGACGCCGCUAAUGGGGACUUACGUUCCGAUGCCAAGAAGGGGCGCGGUGCGAAGGAACGCAAACGACGCCUUGGCAAUGAUGCGUUCUUGACAUGACGAGAGGGUGUUGGUGUCGUUUGCAACUGCCGGUCCACGCGCGAGACUUGCCGGAGACACUGAAGCAGGAGGCC